GACAUUUGAGAAAUAAUAGUAGAGUGUACCGUAUAGGGAGGUAUUUUUUGCCAUGUAGUUUAUUAUUGAUAUCCUGAAUUCGUUUUAUAAAGUAUUCGGGUAUGGCUGAAAUAUUGUGGAGAGAGUGCGCGGACUGGCUUAUCAGACAUCAAGUUCUCUUGCCUGAUCACAGAGUCACUUGGCCAUCUGCUCAAGUAAUCGACUUGGUAUACACCCUGCGGGAUGGGGUUUUGUUGUGCCAGCUUCUUAAUAAAUUAGUCCCUGGAUGCAUCGACCUGAAGGAGAUCAGUUUGCGACCUCAAAUGUCGCAGUUUUUGUGCCUGAAAAAUAUCCGGACCUUUCUUCAGACUUGCCAAAAUGUGUUCGAUGUAUCUGCAUCAGACCUGUUUGAGCCAUCCAUGUUAUUUGAUUGUUCUGAUUUUGGGAAAGUAUUACAUACUUUAUCAGUUUUGUCAAAAACAGGAAAAGCUGAAACUUCUGGUAUCAAGGGUUUUCCAUCCUUUUCUAAGAAUCAUGAUUAUUACAAUGAUGAAAUUUAUCGGAACUUGGAAGAUAUGGCCAAUGAAGCUGACUAUGCUGUUCAUAUGGAUCAACCGUAUGCUUUGGUGGAAGGAGAGGAAACAUAUGAUGUGUAUGAAGAUAUUGUGCAAUGUAAACGUUCAAAGAGCUCUGCUAGCCAUUCAUUGCCAGUGGAGAAGCGAGAUUACUGCAUCAAAGAACUCAUUGAAACUGAAAAGAACUACAUUGAAGCCCUCAACAUGAUCAUUAAGCACUUCAUGCGACCAUUAAAAUCUAUAUUAAAACCUGAAACAAGGAAAGUGAUAUUUAUGAAUAUAAAGGAGCUUGCUGAAAUCCAUACAGGAUUCCAUAGUGAAUUAUACAAAGCAUGCACUUCUAGCCAAUACAAGAUUAGUGAGUGUUUUCUUCACUGGAAAAACAAGUUUAUAAUUUAUGGUGAAUAUUGUUCCAGUCUACCUGCAGCACAAGAACUUGUUGAGGACCUCUCCAAUAGAAAUGAAGUAGUGAAUCAAGCGAUUCUGCGUUGUCAGCAGGAGGCUAAUGGUGGAAAAUUCAAACUACGAGACCUCUUAUCAGUACCAAUGCAGAGGAUUUUGAAAUAUCAUUUGCUGCUUAAUGAACUUAUCAAAAACACCCCAAAAACACAUGAUGACUAUCUAAAUCUUCAGAAAGCUUUAGAUUCUAUGGUGGAUCUAGCCCAUUACAUCAAUGAAGUGAAAAGGGAUAAUGAAACAUUACAGAUCAUUAGGGAUAUCGAAAACAGUAUCACCGACUUGCGAAUGCCUGAUGAUCUUGAACUGAAAGAUUAUGGAAGGCUUUUAAAAGAUGGUGAAUUAAAAAUAAGGUCCCAUGAUGAUAACAGACUGAAAAACAGAUAUGUCUUUUUAUUUGAAAAGGUUAUGCUUAUGUGCAAGUCUACAAGGGGUGAACAAUACAGCUUUAAAGAAGCUUUGGUUAUGCUUGAUUAUAAAGUUGAAGACAUGGUGAAUACUAUACGAGUAGGAAACAGAGAUAAGUGGAGUUAUUACUGGCUUUUGGCGCAUCGGCAGAACAAAACGGCCCUUACUAUGUAUGCUAAAACUGAAGAGCUGAAAAAGAAAUGGGUAGAGGCAAUUGAAAAAGCUUUAGAUAAUGUGUGUCCAUCGUCCUUGCACUGUACAGACCAUAUGUUCUUGCUGCAUUCUUUUGAAAAAGCAACUGUAUGUGCAGAAUGUGAGAAACUUUUAAAGGGAAUAUUUUUUCAAGGAUACAGAUGUGCAGUUUGUAGUGUGGCUGUCCACAAGGACUGUAUCCCUCAUGUGCGGUCCUGUGGUGCGCCCCGUUUACCCCCCAGGCCGUCCAAUGCCGUUCUUGUGCCACAGGUGCUACGUAGAAAUCUAUCCUCUGCCAGCAAUAAGCCAUAUAUGUUUAAAGUUCGAGCAAGAUUUGCAUAUGGAGGACCUCCUGAUCAUCUUUCUUUUGAUAGUGAUGAUGAAAUAUAUGUUACUAAGCAAAUCAACAAUAUGUGCUGGGAAGGUUACUGUACUAGAACUGGCAAAAGUGGUAUGUUUCCUCCAGAUCAUGUAGAGAAACGCCCACCAUCCUAUGAAAAUCCUUUUACAAAUAAGAAUGGGUUGCCGUGUGCCACGCCUGCUCCUGAUUACAUGAACACCAUGCUUGAAGGCCAUGAUUGGUUUGCCGGAGUGAUGGAUCGUGAAACUGCGACAAAGAAACUUGAAGAAUUGUUGAGUGGAACAUUUUUGUUGAGAAUCAGUCCUAAACAAAAUGGUUCCCAUGUUAUCAGUAUUAACUAUCAAAAUCAAGUGAAGCAUAUGAGGGUUUGUUCCUCUGAUAAUGGUCAGCAUUUUUAUCUCUCUGAGACUAAAUACUUUAAGUCAAUUGUGGAACUCAUUAAUUGGUAUCAGGAGAACAGUCUAGCUGAAAGCUUUAGUGGGUUGCAUGUUACACUUAUGAUUCCAUACAAAAAAGCAAUUUCUGCUGCCAAUGUUGGAGGAAUUUUAGGACUUGCAGAGGCUUUGUAUGAUUUUGAUGGCCAUUCUCCGAAUCUGUUAACACUGCAUAAAGGGGAUCGCAUCACGCUUCUCAGUAAAGCUGGAAACCAAAAAGGAUGGUGGAAAGGGCAGAUUGAAGAGAAUGUUGGAUACUUUCCUUAUUCUUAUGUAAGAGAAAUAAUUGAAUGAGAUGUCUUCAUUCUGUGAUAAAUUGUGAAAUUUUG
This is a messenger RNA of Uloborus diversus, 2734 nucleotides long. Its product is annotated as protein vav-like. The transcript is spliced from 26 exons. Gene Ontology annotation, molecular function: protein binding; guanyl-nucleotide exchange factor activity. Bases 102 to 2699 code for a protein of 865 amino acids. Gene Ontology annotation, biological process: regulation of GTPase activity; intracellular signal transduction; cell migration. Gene Ontology annotation, cellular component: cytoplasm. Lineage: Eukaryota; Metazoa; Arthropoda; Arachnida; Araneae; Uloboridae. The record is from RefSeq and is a predicted model, not a curated record.